Molecule: messenger RNA, 919 nt
Organism: Frankliniella occidentalis (western flower thrips)
Lineage: Eukaryota; Metazoa; Arthropoda; Insecta; Thysanoptera; Thripidae
Gene: Gas41
Product: YEATS domain-containing protein 4
Exons: 4
Coding region: 94-792 (232 amino acids)
Biological process (GO): regulation of DNA-templated transcription
Source: RefSeq, a predicted model, not a curated record
GUGGGACCAAACUUGAAAUCACAGCGGCUGGCCGUAUAAUACAUCCACGUCAGUCUUAAAUCUGCAGAGGAUCCUUUUUUAUUAACGAAAUAGAUGAUGGCAGCAGCAGUUCCUCCAGAAUUUGGACCAGAUGCAGGAGGACGGUUAAAGGGUGUAACUGUUGUCAAACCUAUCAUUUAUGGAAAUGUAGCCAGGCAUUUUGGCAAGAAGCGUGAAGAAGAUGGGCAUACUCACCAGUGGACAGUAUAUGUUAAGCCAUAUCUUAAUGAAGAUAUGUCAGGCUAUGUGAAGAAAGUUCAUUUUAAACUGCAUGACAGCUAUGCGAACCCCAACCGAGUUCACAAUAAACCCCCUUAUGAAGUAACGGAGACAGGAUGGGGAGAAUUCGAAAUUGUCAUAAAAAUUUACUUUCAUGAUCCUAAUGAGCGUCCGGUUACCCUGUACCAUAUCUUAAAACUUUUUCAUCAGGGAGCUGAUAUGGCCCUCAGUAAAAAGACUUUAAUAUCUGAGUUUUAUGAGGAAAUCGUUUUUCAAGACCCAACCCAGUAUAUGCAGCACUUGUUAACAAAUGUUCAGCCAGUCACUAUGGCUCCCUACAAACAUGAAACAGAUUUUGAGGAGAAAAAAGUAAAAUCCUAUCAAAACAUCUUAACUGCAAAGACAAAGAUUAAAUCAGAGAUAACAGAUGUGAAAGAAAAACUGAAGAAAGCAAAGGAAGCAAUAGCAAAAUAUAAAGAAGAAAUUGCGAAGGCUCAGUCAGGUAGCAUGGCGGAAAGUCCGUCAUUAGCUUGAACUGUAUUCACAAUAUAUUUUGUACAUUUUUAUUUUUUGCAUUUUAAGUCAUGUUUACAGUCAUCAUUUUUUCAAAUUCUCACAAAAUAAAUUGACAUCUGCGGGAAGUAUCCCUAUUAUCAAAUAA